AGACUAUCCAACAAAGAUGCUCACUAAGAUUUCACUGCUUCUCUGUGCGUUGAGCGCUUCUGUCCAAGGCGGACAAAGAAAAGUUCUGGUCGGGCGGAGACUAACAACCUCCGCCCUAGGUCUUCAAACUGUCCGCCUGAACUCUCCUGCUGUCCAACUAGUCCGUAUAUCCGAUGAUGAAGUUUACGGAGCUCCUGCUGUUACUGCUGUUAGAACAGCUGGUGAAGAAGGAUAUGAUCUGAAUCCUCAAUACAACUUUGGAUAUUCCAUUACUGAUUCUGUGACAGGUGACUCUAAGAGGAGGGAGGAGAGUAGAGAUGGGGAUGUUGUUCGCGGAUCCUACUCCGUUGCUGAUCCUGAUGGUAGAAUCAGAACAGUUACUUACACCGCUGAUGCUCUUCAUGGAUUCCAAGCUAAGGUUACUUAUGAUGGAGCAGAAGGUCCUGUUGCUAUUCCUUUCAACCCUGCACCUCAUUCUGCUGUUCCUGUUGCACAACCAGCUGUACCCAGUCCUGCUCCAAUUGUUGCAUCUCAAGCAGCUUUACCUGAAGAAACCAUUAUUGCCGCCAGAGCUCCUGCACAAACCCAGACUUCAAGAAGAACUCUUGCUUCUCAGCAGUUCCCAGUAUUCCCUGCUGUAGAUCAAGCUCAUGUUGGUCAUGUUGUUCAUACCGUUGAUGGGCCCCAAUUAGUUGCAGGACGUAACUUCCCGGUGCUUAGAGAGCCAACAGCUGUUCAUGCUCUUCAUGCUACUCCCGCAUUUUCUGUUGUAAGAGAAGGUGAACACCCUGCACAUGCCGUACACGCUGUACACACCGCACCCGCGUUUACUACCGUCAGGCAGUUUCCUCAGAUUGUUCAACAAGGAGCACCGGUUAGAUCUCUCUUCAAUGAUAAUGGUCUUGAUCUCUCUCAGUUCAGGUUUAUAAGCCCUGUAUCAUUUAUCCAACAGUAAAAGCAGUUUAGUUUCUUACUUCCCUGAAAACAAAGAAGAUAAUAGAACAGAAUCUAAUCAAGAUUAGAGUCAAAAUUAUGAAGUCUAGUCAACAAGAAUUUGUUAGUAUUUAAUCAUUGAUAAAUAAAUUGUGUCAUCUACAAA
Molecule: messenger RNA, 1099 nt
Organism: Eurytemora carolleeae
Lineage: Eukaryota; Metazoa; Arthropoda; Copepoda; Calanoida; Temoridae
Product: pupal cuticle protein Edg-84A
Exons: 2
Coding region: 17-955 (312 amino acids)
Cellular component (GO): extracellular matrix
Source: RefSeq, a predicted model, not a curated record